CUACUCCCAUUGACAACGGGGACCAAAAAAAUUACAGCAGCUGAAGCUGAAGUUGACAGGAUCAUCAAUCAUCUUAGACUCUUGCAACUCUACGGAUGAUACAGUCAAACGGUUUUCUCAAAAUUUAAGCUUUGACGUAGAAAUAAUCAGCAGUCUUCUUUUGUUUCUCUGAUUUCAUACCUUUUUAGCUAUGAGUGCUCAACAUUUCUUCAGUCUUUUUGUAGUGUGCAUACUGAUGAGUUUCAGUCAGUUUGUUCAUCAUGCUGACGCUGGUUAUACUUUGAAGGAAGUUGAAGUGGUUUCGAACAAUGGAGAACCUGUGAGGGUUUUUACUGCUGAGGAAUUGAAAGAAUAUGACGGCUCAAACAGUGACAAGCCACUCUAUAUGGGUAUAAAAGGAGUCGUAUUUGAUGUGUCAAAAGGAGAAAGGUUCUAUGGCAAAGAUGCUCCGUACAAUGUUCUUGUUGGGAUAGACUCGACUCGAGCUGUGGCCAAAAUGUCUCUUGAAAAGGAAGAUCUGAAUCAUGAUAUUUCUGGUCUUUCUGAAAGCACUUUGAAGUCUCUUGAUGAUGUAUUUGAGGGCACCUACGUCGCCAAGUAUCCAAUCGCAGGUUAUAUGGACUACCUCCUUGAACAGUCUCCAGAAAAAUUUGAGAAAUUAAAGGUUUGGGAUACUCGGGGGACAGUCUGAUCUGCUCCCAACCCCCUCAUACUACUUCCUACCAGUCGUCAGUUCAGAUACCUAAAGGCUCAACAGCUGACACUGACAUACAGUAGGAUCCUGGUUUAUUGCUAAAUUAAAGAGACACAGCUAUAGAACUAAUGUUUGUUUUUGUUCUUGAAUUUAGAUGUUAGAUGUACAGGUUUCCUUCCUCCUAGCAGGGGUCACCAGUCUAGGGAGGUCAAUUCGUCUGGCCCACUUUAGUGCCACAAUGUAGGGAAAAACAAAAAAACCCGAAAAAUGUGUUUGUAGUGUGCUAAGGACUUGGUCACCAGAUUGAUAAUUUUUUUGUAAUUUCGUUGGACUCUACAGUGCAAGUAAAUCACAUUUUUAAUGAAUUUGUAUUAGUAAUUAGUGCAAAUUAAUCAUUAUUUUAUAACCUCUAAGUUUGUAGUCUUUACAUUUACUGUGCUGUUUGCUUAUUUUGUAUUUGGAGUAUUGAUAAAUCAAUAGGUUGGUUUAUACCUCUUAUAUAUUCAAUGUAUUGCUUAGAAGAACAAAAGUUAUCAUUAUCAGUGAAUAUCAGGCUUGCGUUCAGUCUUCUCUGUUAUCUGACCCACUUUGAAAAAAGUUUGGUGAUCUCUGCCUUAUAGGAUUGUUGAACAUUUUUAUUACUGUGACCUCCUGAUGACUGAUUAUUAUUGUUGACUAAUAAAGAUAUUUUAUUUAAGCAGA
Messenger RNA from Aplysia californica (California sea hare), 1396 nucleotides. Its product is annotated as neudesin. Bases 191 to 691 code for a protein of 166 amino acids. The transcript has 5 exons. Lineage: Eukaryota; Metazoa; Mollusca; Gastropoda; Aplysiida; Aplysiidae. Gene Ontology annotation, cellular component: endomembrane system; membrane. The record is from RefSeq and is a predicted model, not a curated record.